AUGAUAAUACUAUCCAAAUAUGAAGAAACGAGAAUUCAGAGGCCAUGGAGAAGAGGUGUGAUUGCUAAGCUCUUGGGGAGGAGGAUUGGUUUUAAGGCUUUGGAGAACAGAUUGAAUCAAAUGUGGGUCAGGAAAGGGAUCAUUCGAAUUAUUGAUCUUGGAUAUGAUUACUACUUAGUUUGCUUUACUCAUGAUGAUGAUAAAAACGCAGCGAUGAUGGAUGGACCUUGGUUCAUCUAUGAUCACUAUCUCACGGUUAAAGAAUGGACUCCAGACUUCCACCCUGAAAAUGAUUCAAUAGUGAAUGUUGCAGUAUGGAUAAGAAUCUCAGGACUUCCGGUGGAAUAUUAUGAUCCAAAGAUUUUGCAUGUCAUAGGAAAUUUGGUGGGGCGAACCAUUAAGGUGGACAAAAACACCUUGCAAGGAGAACGUAGCAAAUAUGCACGAAUUUGUGUGGAAGUUGACAUCUCGAAACCUCUUCUUGCCAUGUUUGAAUUGAAGAAUAAGAGUUAUAGAGUUGAGUUUAAGGGGUUGCAUUUGUUGUGCAUAACCUGUGGGAAGUUCGGGCACUAUAAAGAUGGAUGCCCUCUGAAGAGAAACCUUGUGAACAAUGCUGCGACAACAAAUGACCAAGGAGACAUGGUAGACGGUGAGCAGACUGGGAAAAUCAAUGCAGUUGCUGGAUCAAGAGCUGGAGAUGGUCCUUGGCAGGUGGUCCAGAAGCAAAGGCGUCCUAAAAAAUCACUGGAGGUUAGGAAAAAACUGACGCCGACGGGAUCAUGGUUGGCAAAAGUUGGGUCUAGGUUUCACGCGCUUGGUGGUGACGGUGGAGAACCAAGUUUUACAAAUAAGGAAAACAUUAAUGAGGAUACAAUGGAUAUGGAAAAUGGAGAUAUCAAUAAAGGGGGGGACAGGAGCAUUAAUGUGGAAAAUACUAUGGAGCAGCAAAUUAAAGACUCAAUGAUUGCUGAUAUUGUCAAUCACGAAGCAAUUAAUGCCCAGGUGAAUUGUGGGGAUAUUAAUGUGAUAAAGAAUAGUGGCCGACAGGAGGAGACAGCUGGCAAGGGAGGAGGAGUUAUAUUGGGAAUGCACGAAAAAAGAGGGAAUAAUGGUGGCAAAAAAGGGAGUAAGAAAGAGAAGAAAAAAUGUGAAAGAAUAGGGAAUAAACUUGCUACACGUGUAACACUUGGGUUUAAAGACAAAGCUAAAGGGCCCAGGAAACGCACUAUUGAAACCGUGUAUGGAAAAAAAAUACACUUGGAGCUACAAAAAGGGAAUCACGUGCACAUGAAAAAGAAUAAAGACAAUUUAAUAAUGCAUGAGGAGGAGAGGAAUAUUCUUCAGGUGAAUAUGCAUGAGGAACACUGUUUGAGUUAUUGUAAGGAUAGGAACAAUACGCAAGUCGAAACCAAUGGAGAACAUAAUAAGGAGGCCACCAAAUAUCAGUUAGGGCACACUGUUAGACCACCAGAUGACACGAUUGAAGCUGGGGGAAUAUACAGUAUGGAGAAUCCUAUCCUGGAAAGAAUUCCCAUAGUUCAGGCAGGAGAAAAUAGUCAAUCAGUGGGGCAAGAUAUGGAGGAGGAAGUAGUUCAGGAAACUCUUGAACUCCAUUAA
Molecule: messenger RNA, 1617 nt
Organism: Vicia villosa (hairy vetch)
Lineage: Eukaryota; Viridiplantae; Streptophyta; Magnoliopsida; Fabales; Fabaceae
Exons: 1
Coding region: 1-1617 (538 amino acids)
Molecular function (GO): nucleic acid binding; zinc ion binding
Source: RefSeq, a predicted model, not a curated record